UGGAAGAGGCGCGGGUCACGUGGGGGCGGUGCAGCCGUGCCAGCGCGCCGGAAGCGGAUCCUACCGUGGCCGUGGCGACGGGACGCGGCGGGGCCGGGUCGGGCCGCGCCCCGCCAUGGAGGGGGUCCCCGCGCCCGACGACCCCGACCGGCAGGCGCAGGAGUAUGUCACCCGACUGCGGGGCCCGGGGACCCCCGCCGGCCGCCCCCCGCCGCUCCCCGCCGCCCCGACCCCGGCACCCAGCCCCCCCGCGCCCCCCCCGCGCCCCCCUCCGGGGCUGAAGCGGCCGCCCCCGGGCGGGGAGGGCGCGGGGGGGCUGCUGGCGCUGCCGCUGGAGCUGCUGCUGGAGAUCUGCGGGUACCUGGGGGCGCGGGAGGUGCGGGGGGUCCUACCCCGCGUCUGCCGGGUGCUGCGGGAGGUGGCCCGGGACGCCGUGGCCUGGCGGCUCCGUCUGCAGCGCAGUGCCCGUGGACCCUUCCCUGUCCUGGAAGAGGAGGGGUUUGACUGGUCAGCUGCCUGCGUGGACCUGGAGGAGCACCUGCAGCGUUGGGGGGGUGGCGGGGUCGCCAUGGAGCACUUCUCCUUGGACGAGGGACACUUUGCCUCCGUCGAUUCUGUCCUCUUGCUGCAGGGAGGGACCCUCUGUGUUUCAGGUGCCCGCGACCGCAAUGUCAACCUGUGGGACCUGCGGCAGCUGGGCCAGGCCCCCAGCAAGGUGCUGGUAAAGGCGCUGGGCACCGAGCGCAAUGGGACGCACAAGGGCUGGGUCUGGUGUUUGGCUUCCCAAGACAACAAGGUGUGCUCAGGCUCCUGGGACAGCACAGUGAAGCUGUGGGACCUGGAGGCUGAGGGGCAGCAGUUCGGGGAGAUCAGGGAGAAGGCGGCUGUGCUGUGCCUCUCCUACCGCCCCGAUGUCCUUGUCACCGGGACUUAUGACAAGACGGUGACAGUCUACGAUCCGCGAGCCGGCCAGGCCCUGGUGCGCAGCUACAAGCCCCAUGCCAGUGCCGUCCUGUCCCUGGUGGCCGACGAUCGGCUCAUUGUGUCGGGCAGCGAGGACCGGACCCUUGUCGUCUUUGACCGCCGUGCUGAUGGGGUCCUCCAGCGGCUGCAGCUGGAAAACUACCUGCUCUCCAUGUCAUACCGGGGGACGCAGCUCUGGGCUGGGGACAACCAGGGCCGGGUGUAUGUCUUCGGGAACAAUGCUGGCAGCUUCCAGCCUGCCCGGUACUUUGACGUGGGGCACCGGCUGCAGAUCACAGGGCUCUGGUACUCGCUGGGGUCCCUCUACACCACAUCCACUGACAGGACACUGCGGAUACAUGUCCCUACGGACCCUCCCCGCACCAUCUGCUCUUGGACGCAUGAUGAUGUGCUCAACGGGAUUAGUGUGGAGGGCAAUGUGGUGGCAGCCGCCUCUGGAGGCCUCUCGGUCGAGGUGUGGAGGCUCCGGACCUGAUGUGCCAUUGUGAGCCCAUACUUGUGCUGCCCAAGAAGUGAGGCUGGGGGGCUCCCCGCUGCUGAGGGGGAUCUGUCCCCACUUCCAGCGGGCUCCCACCGGGUGCAGAUACCCCUCUGCGCCCCCCAACAUGGAGGAGACGGUCCAGCCCUGGGCCCUCAGUGGGGCUGGGAGCUGCCAUCUGUUCGUGGGUAUUAAAAGGAUUUGACUGGA
Molecule: messenger RNA, 1672 nt
Organism: Phalacrocorax carbo (great cormorant)
Lineage: Eukaryota; Metazoa; Chordata; Aves; Suliformes; Phalacrocoracidae
Source: RefSeq, a predicted model, not a curated record